UUUCCGCGCUCAAGUGGGCUGGGACUCGAACGUUUCCACUAAGGAGUGUGUGUAAUAACCCGAGGGGAAAAAGAGGAAGACCAUACUUGCUCUACGAACCCUCUACCUCGAAGCUAACAUGUAAUAUGAACGUCAGAAACUCGGAUGCGCGGUCUCGUGAAAGGUCCUGUAAGAGGAACCCUCACGUGGACGGAGCCGGAGCAUGAAAUCAACAUCUCGAGACUCAGGGAUUGCUCCGCUCAUCUUUCUCAUCCACAUUGACAAUUUACAGUAGUGGGUACCAACACACACGGCGGGUGCAGCACUUGGACUGAAUAUGUACCAGGGACAUUCACAGGAGAAAGACUCUAGGGCGGUUGCUUUGGUGCUGAAGGAGCUACCAAGUAAGGCAUCCUCAGAUGGAAAACCCCUGCUCACCGUGACAACCAAGCUGUGCAGUGAGCAGCAAGAAAGCCGUCCGCUACUGAGCCCUUCCAUCGAUGACUUCCAGAGUGAGAGCAAGAGUGAUGGAGCCUCACGACCAGUCACCUCCAACACAGCAGUCUUGUCCACUGCGCUAGACCUGGUGGACUUGAGUGAGCCGUGCGAGAGAAGGUGGAGCUGGGACAGGCGGAGUCCCCGCGGGUCUCGUAAGAACGGUUUCUCUAAGAGUAGCCUUCGCAAGAAGAAGACGGAAGAGACGGAGCUGAUCCAGGUGGAGACAGAGACAUCAUCCCCCAGCCGUUCGAACCCCGAAAGAGUCUCAUUAGAUUCAGUGAGCAGCUCACCCUUGGAGAAAUGGGAGGAGGUGAGCCUUCACCCAGACAGUGCCUUGAAUGGAAUGCGGAAGUGGAGAUAUGAGAGGAAGAGGUGCACAUCCAACCAUUCAUCCACUGAGCUUUUGUGGUCUGCAGACUUUAAAACCGAUUUCUCUAACAGGCAUAGUGCCCUGGAGCUCAGCAUGAGCACCGAGUCAGACCCUGGGCCGGCCCCUCAGCGGCAGAGGCCCCAGCUGGGCGGCACUUUACUGGGGAGACAACACUCAUUAGAGGAGGAGUUUGUUCGAGCCAAGGCUGCUGUGGAGUCAGACACUGAGUUCUGGGAUAAAAUGCAGGCCGAGUGGGAGGAGCUGGCACGGAGGAACUGGUUGGAGGACGCUGACAGUGAAGGUCCGAUUCCACCCAACUUUUCAUCCACUGAAAAGGGUCAAUGCUUCCAUACCAAUAACCCUUACAAAGACUACACCAAUGCUUUUGAACAGGGGCUGCAGAAGUGCAAGGACGGGGAUCUUAACAGCUCUGUACUACUGUUAGAGGCAGCCAUCUUACAAGACCCUCUGGACUCAGAGGCUUGGCAGGUUUUGGGCACCACACAAGCAGAGAAUGAGAAUGAACAGGCAGCCAUUGUUUGUCUUCAGAGAUGUUUGGAGCUGCACCCAAACAAUCUGAAGGCCCUGAUGGCUCUGGCGGUGAGCCUGACCAAUGUAGGGCAGCAGCCGGAAGCCUGUGAGGCUCUUCACCGCUGGAUCAGAUACAACCCCAGAUACAGACACCUGCUCCAGAACCGCAGCCCUCUGGAUGGUUCUCCACUGCCCAGCCGCAGAGGGUCCUCCAUCUCCCCCAUCCCCACUCUCGGGUGCUCUCAGCUGGUGGAGGUGUUGGAGCUGUACCAGGAGGCAGUGCAGAGCACUGAAGGGGUGGACCCUGACCUCCAGACAGGCCUGGGUGUGCUCUUCAACCUCAGUUCAGAGUUUGACAAAGCUGUGGACGCCUUCAAUGCUGCACUGUCUGUCCGGCCGGAGGACUAUCUCCUGUGGAAUCGGCUCGGGGCCACACUGGCGAAUGGGGACCGCAGUGAGGAGGCAGUGGAGGCCUACACCAGAGCUCUCGAGCUCCAGCCAGGCUUUAUCCGCUCCAGAUACAACCUCGGCAUCAGCUGCAUCAACCUGGGGGCACAUCGGGAGGCAGUGAGUAACUUCUUGACCGCUCUGCACCAGCAGAGGAAGAGCAGGAGUCAUCAGGCAGUGUCCAGCAACAUCUGGGCCGCUCUGCGGAUCGCCCUCUCACUCAUGGACCAGCCAGAACUGUUCCAGGCAGCAAGCGUGGGAGAUCUAGACCUCCUAAUGAGGGCCUUCAACAUGGACAUGUGAUCAGACUCAGACCUGUGAAAUCUAUUAUUCACUAACAGCAGGCACAAAGUUUGGCUCGAGUGAAUACGAGAUGUCAAUAUUUAAUAUGCAGAGUGUGCACAGCUAUUUUUGUUGAAUUUAUGGGCAGCCUUUGCUUUCUUCAGAGGCCCCUGAAGACAGCGUUUAUAUUCUAUAGAGCACAAACAGAACCGGUAAGUGAAGGUUUUUGAAACUAGAGGAAUAAAUGCCAGAAAGUGAGCGCAAAAGCACCUUUUCUUGAUGUUGGUUAUAUUUCACUAAUAUUUUUAAGCUUAUCUAACUUUGUAUACUUGAGAAAAAUGAACCAAACCUUGUUGGGGAAUAUAGGAGGAAUUUUGUUUAGUUUAUCGAAUUGAUUAUUAAUCUUCAAAGAACCUAGCUAUCUUAUCAUGGUCAAUUGAGAUCUCAAGAACCUGUUUUUUUUUCAUGUUCAUUUUACAAUGCUAGUUCACAUCCCUCACCACAAGGUGGCGCUGUUUUUCUGCUGAAAAGAGUGUAGCCAUAUAGCCAGUCAGUUCAGGAAUGACACUAGGGCUGCAUCUGAAAUUGCAUGGGUGCUUAUUUUUGAAAAGAAUAAUUUCACAACAGCUGAAAAAAAAACAGUCUGUCUGUAAUCAGGACAUGCUACAUCUGCAGUGUUGCCAUUGUCAUGUGACCUGCCAGUGUAAGUUGCGUCACUUCACUGUCAUUCACAAAUCCUCUCCCAUCCCGUGGUCUCAUGGGAUAGUUAAGUGCCCAUCGAAUGCACACUUAGAGUCUCGCCGGAAGUAUUCGGUCGAACUUUUUGACUACUUUUUUACUAUUUUUCGCAUACUAAAUUUAGUAAGGAAGUAUGCGAUUUCGGUUGCAGCCUAGCUGAAUUUGACUCAGGGUGAUCUAUACGCAGGUGUGCGGGCAGGGCGUGUUCCCCAGGCCAUCUGUCUUCCAGCAAGCCCCGUUUAAUGCUGUGUGCUCCGGGGCAUUCUGGAUCAGGGCUCGGCGGGGAGCAACUUCAAAGCCUCUGCACGAAAGGUCACUGCUAAAGCAGUAUCAUGUUGAAAGUGAGCGAGUUCAUUUAAGACUGUUAGCCCAAACGUUCAAAGGGGACCGAAUACAUUCACAAAAUCUACGAACAACAACAUCUUGGCCAUACAGUCGAAUCGUUGAGCCUGGUAAAGUUUUGAAGUGCAUUUGAUGAGACUGAAAUCCCUUUAUCGUUCAUAUGUACAGUAUAUAGUUUAUGGUGAAAAAAGCCAUGUGUUAGAACAUUAUUAUUUCAGCUCCUUUGUAUUGUUUUAGGCUGGAUAUUUUCUUUGAAGAAAUAACUAUGCAAACCAGCAUUGCUGUUGUUGUUUUUUGUUGUUGCUAAAUUUACCAAAAAUCUUAGUGGGGGUCCUUAUUUGUCUAUCAUUUUAACUCUAUGCAUUAUUAGUUAACGUCAAAGUAAUUGGAGUGAGCUGAGAUGAUUGAAGGGCACUGAAUGAGACAGUGUUUAAAGACAUAAAUAACAUUAAUAACCUUAAUUACUUAGUUUGGGCAAAGACUAAGAAAAUUGCUUCAUUAGAUGCAUCUACAAUUUAAAUAUUACUGAAGAUUUGGAAAAUCUGGUGAUUGCAUGUGAUACAGAAAACAGAUUUUCCAGAUUUUUUUACUUAAAAGUGAAUGUAACUACUAUUAAUCUACAUUUUUUGACAUAGAGCAAAAUUCUAACACUAAGCAUACUAUAUGUGACAAUAUUUAAAAUCACAUGGCAUGUAUGAGCACAGUAUGCGGGCAUUAAUGACACUCGUCUUGUAGAAAAUCACACUAGUUUUGCUAUAUUCAGAGCUGUCAUGUAACUAUAAAUAUAAUUACAAUUGUAGAAUAGCAGAAGGAAAUGUAUUUCAUUUUUAUUCAUGUAAAAUAGACUAUUUCAUGGAAUGAACAGUCAUAAAAUGUAUGCAUGUCUACCCAUCAAGUAUCAUCUUUCAAUCUCUCCUACAUUAACAGGUAAUAUAGCCAAGAUGCAUUUAUAACCUAUUUAUUAAAGCUGUAUUUUAGAAGAA
Pimephales promelas (fathead minnow) is the source of this 4170-nucleotide messenger RNA. RefSeq names its product peroxisomal biogenesis factor 5-like b (gene pex5lb). Gene Ontology annotation, cellular component: peroxisomal membrane; cytosol. The record is from RefSeq and is a predicted model, not a curated record. Gene Ontology annotation, biological process: protein import into peroxisome matrix, docking. Gene Ontology annotation, molecular function: protein binding. Lineage: Eukaryota; Metazoa; Chordata; Actinopteri; Cypriniformes; Leuciscidae.